AUGUGCACUGAGAGGUGUGCCAAGUGCCUGGGCAGCACCCUCAUUCCCCUCGCUGUGUCUGCCUUCCUGGCUCACCUCCUGCUAUUUUUCCCUGGAGGAAAAGUGAUAGACAACAAUGACCACCUUUCUGACGAGGUCUGGUAUUUUGGAGGAAUAUUAGGAAGCGGGGUCUUGAUGAUCUUCCCUGCGCUGGUGUUCUUGGGCCUGAAGAACAAUGACUGCUGCAGGUGCUGUGGCAACGAGAGCUGUGGGAAGCGCUUUGCGAUGUUCAUCUCCACAAUAUUUGCUGUGGUUGGAGUCUUGGGUGCCGGCUACUCAUUUAUCAUCUCAGCUGUCUCCAUCCACAAGGGUCCAAAAUGCCUCAUGGUCAAUAAUAGCACGUGGGGAUACCCCUUCCUGGACGGAGAUUACCUCAGGGACAGUGACUUAUGGAGCCAGUGCCAAAAGCCUGACAACGUGAUUCCCUGGCAUCUGACCCUCUUCUCCAUCCUGCUGAUCAUAGGAGCAGUUCAGAUACUUAUCUGUGCCAUCCAGGUGAUCAACGGCCUCCUGGGGACCCUGUGUGGAGACUGCCAGUGCUGUGGCUGCUGUCAGGGAGAUGGACCAGUCUAA
This is a messenger RNA of Mesoplodon densirostris (Blainville's beaked whale), 612 nucleotides long. RefSeq names its product transmembrane 4 L six family member 4 (gene TM4SF4). NCBI's taxonomy places the organism in Eukaryota, Metazoa, Chordata, Mammalia, Artiodactyla, Ziphiidae. Gene Ontology annotation, cellular component: membrane. Bases 1 to 612 code for a protein of 203 amino acids. The record is from RefSeq and is a predicted model, not a curated record. The transcript is spliced from 5 exons.